This is a messenger RNA of Linum trigynum, 3649 nucleotides long. NCBI's taxonomy places the organism in Eukaryota, Viridiplantae, Streptophyta, Magnoliopsida, Malpighiales, Linaceae. The record is from the annotation of a GenBank genome assembly.
CAGGAAAGAAACACACCAACACAACACAAUAAGCUACCUGGCGCCAAAAUGAGCUCUUCUGAUGAACGCAAAUGGAUCGCUAUUUCCAUCGACAGCAAACCAGAUAGCGAUUCUGCUGCAGACAUUCUUCAGCAGCGUAGUAAUAUCGUCCCAAUCCCUUCCUGCAUCUUCAAAGUCCCAAGAAGCCUCUCCACCUCCUCCUCCAAGCCUCAAUACUUCUCCCCUCAGAUCAUCUCCUUUGGGCCAUACCAUCAUUCAAGGCACGAUCUUCUUCCAAUGCAACCCUUCAAACUCGCCUUGGCCAAAUUCGCGCUCGCUAACUCCCAAUUCCCUCCACCAACUUUCCCAGAACUCGUCCGAAUGCUCGAACCACUCGUCCCGGAUAUCCGCCAAUGCUACCGCGAUCAUCUGACGGCGGACGACUCCACUGUGGCAGAGAUCAUGGCCGUGGACGGGCUUUUCCUUCUGGAAUUGUUCUGCUUUAACGGCGGCAACCUCCCCAGUUUUGGGAAUAGCAGGGUUUUCCUCAGCUCGCAAUCCAGGCGGCGAAUUGAACUUGGGUUCUACAGAGACGUGAUGAUGGUCGAGAACCAGAUACCCAUUUUCGUCCUGCAAGACAUCGCCACGACGAUUGGCGGGGAAUACAAAUCAUCGGGCGUACUGUCUUCGGGUUUGAUUCAACUUUGCCGGAGAGUCUCGCCGCUGGAGCUUAAAUCGAGCUACCCGCUGCAGGAAGUAGACGAUGCCGAGCCUCUCCAUCUGUUGGAUCUGCUUUACAAUCUAAUUCUCCUGAAACGUGUCGAGAAGAAUGAGGAGGAGGAUCCGGAUCCUCAACUCGGGUUUCUGGAAUCCGUUUACCAUCUACAACAUCCGUUGGUUCUCGCCUUCUUAUGGCCCGUCAAACUUCUCUCCCUCUUCGUCCCCAAAAUCCUGUCCGCCGUUCCAAUCCUCAACAACCUAAUAGAUCUCAAUGUGAAGAAGGUGGCAGCGCCAAUCAUCUCAUCGGCGUCCGAGCUUAAAAGGGCUGGGGUCAAAUUGCAGGCGGCGUCAGGGAGCGUCAGGGACAUUAGUUUCAGGAGCAGAACUCUGGCAAUCCCCAAGUUCACGUGGAACCCUAUCUGCCAAGUGAUCCUCCAAAACCUCGUGGCCUACGAAUCCAUGGCGAAAUACGAAGAGGAUACUUUGAUCCUGACCCAGUACGGGAAAUUGAUGGACGGGCUGAUUAGGAGCGAGGCGGACGUGGGAUUGCUUAGAGAGGCGGGGAUUGUUGUUUGUGGAGACCAAGACAUUGUGGAUGUUGUAUCGGCGUUCAGUGGUAUAGGGGAAUCUAUAGGGAUAAAGGACAAGGGGCCUAUGGGAACGGUGAGGGAUUUGAGGAUCUUCCAUGCCAAUAGCCAUAAUUUGAGGACGUUUUUCUGGGUUUGUGUUGUGGUCCUAGUGGUGGCAGCCAUUGUUGAAGUGUACUCUCUGGAGAAAGAUCCGUCGGGCUCGACCAUACCGAUAUUGGGAUUAGGAAGACUAGUUCAUCCCGCCGGCUCCUGGCGGUCCAGCAAAGUCUUGGCAGCGAUAAUCCAGUCGUUUAAGAUCAUUAAUUUGGCUGGACCUUUCACUACUAAGUCCACCAUUUUAAGCCACUAAUUAAAUCUGUUGUUCUGUUAUGAUUUAUGAAACCCAGAGCCAAAUAACAUAGAGGUCAAUUUGUUCCACAUUUUUCAUUAAAUAUUUUAAAUAAUUUGUAUUAGUGAUUUUCAAUGAUCUCUAACUUUAUAUUUGUGUUAUCUCUGACUUGUCACAUCCUUGAGAAACCUACACUCUUAGCUUGUAAGUUGUAACCUUAGUGUUCCACCUGCUUAGCACCACUCAAGUGGACUUGACUACCUCCACCCACCAAUUGGGAUCGUAUUGCGAGUGUAGAGGGGAAGUGGUGGAGGCGGCAGCCGUGGUAGACCCGUCGCUGGAUGUCAGCAAGACAAGCACUGCAGACAUGUUUUUGAAGAUCCAGAGGUUCUGAAAGCUCGUCCUUCUGAGCAACAACGACGACAAGGAGAAAUUGGCUUUUGCUCGUUUACCUUAUGCGGGCGCGCGCUUGAACGAAUGAUGGAUAUGGAGGAGCCGAAUCGUAGACGGCUCUGAGGCUUGAACUUUUGGUGAAGUUGCUUGUUAUGGUUCUACGAAUUAGGGACUUAUAUUUUGUAUAUGUGAUUGGUGUGCGGAUAUGAACUUGAUUGAUGAAUUGCAUGUUUGGUCCUUCAGAUUAGCAUGGUAAAGGAAACCGUACCGGAAGUCAUACCGGUUCCGCCAGUAGUAGGGUAUUUUGUGGUACUACCGUGGUUCAACCGUUGUGUACCGGCAAAAUACCGUUUUUAUAAUUAAAUAAUAUUUUUUUGUUAAAAAAUCGUACCGGCAGAUUUGUGAUACCGUUUCGGAAUAAUACCGGAAUAAAACCGAAAUAUACCGGAUAACAAGAAGCAUUAUUAAUACCAUAAUGUUUAGUUAGCCAUUAUUGUAUGAAAAAUGUUAACGAUAAAAAGAGGGUGAACUUUUUAUAUCAAUUUUGAUUUCUUAAUAAUAUCAAUAUAAGUCUCUAACAAAUAUUUAAUAAUCAUUUAUGUGCAUAUAUGAGAUUGUGACCGGUUCAAAUAAUUAAUCAUGUUAUUUUAUGACUUAUUUAUUUAUUUCUUUCUUUUUUGCAUUUUAAAGUUCCUGCCUAUUUCCCCUUAUCUCUCCGCUUGCCACAAAUCCCCCACUCUCUCUUCUCUCUCCAACUCUCUCUUCUCACCAGUUACUAACCAGAGGAAAAAGGCUAUGCUCUUCAUUCUUUUUCUUCUUCAGAUCAUUACCUUCUUCAACAUGCAUGUAGGUUUUUUCCAUUAGAUCUCAAAAUAGAUUAGCAAAUCCAAAAAUAUGACUCAUCAAUCCCUCUUUCUCCUUUCUCUCUCCCCUCUCCGCCUCUCACCCCUCUUCGACCCAUAGAGGCAAAAUAAAGCUCUAUUCUUUUCAUUUUUACAACAUGAAUAUUCCUCUCUUUGCUAUGCAUGUGGCUUUUGCAGGAGGAAUAGACAACGGUUGGGCUGCUGAGUGUUGACCCCAAUUCAUAGGGGCAGCGGACCUCAAUCAUGGCGGCAACGGGAGGCGAUUAAACUUCCGACCGGCCAGGGAGAGGAGCUGCUUCUCUUGCCUGUAGAAGCGAGAGGAGGAUCACCGGGUCGCCGAUCGCAGUUGGAGAAGAAGAGGAGGGAGGACGGUCCUGGUCGCCAGCAGCAGCAAACAAAAACGAUGACUGCGGCCGAUGGAUUUAGGGUUUUGUUUUUGAGGCUUCGGCCGAUUUUUCUUUUCCUAAUACCAAAAUGAUGUCGUCGUGUUCUUCCCAGCAGCUUACCCCCGGUUAGACCAAAACCGGGCGGUUUUUUGAAUUAAACCGGUUUUACCGGAAAAACCGGCCGGAACGGCUCCUUCACUACAAAACGGCUACCGUAUCGGCCAGGCGCCGGUUUCCGAUUUUACCGGUUCAACCGGCCGGUACGAUCCGGUUUCCUUUACCAUGCAGAUUAGUAAUUUGUUUGUUGCUUACUGAAUAUUCAUUGUCAUCAAACUUCUUUGACAUAAUAGAUUUUUUUUAUGACACGACGAAUGAAUGUUUUAAGUUGAA